Molecule: messenger RNA, 8469 nt
Organism: Neogale vison (American mink)
Lineage: Eukaryota; Metazoa; Chordata; Mammalia; Carnivora; Mustelidae
Gene: XYLT1
Product: xylosyltransferase 1
Exons: 12
Coding region: 1-2856 (951 amino acids)
Biological process (GO): heparan sulfate proteoglycan biosynthetic process; chondroitin sulfate proteoglycan biosynthetic process
Cellular component (GO): membrane
Molecular function (GO): protein xylosyltransferase activity
Source: RefSeq, a predicted model, not a curated record
AUGGUGGCGGCGCCGUGCGCCCGGAGGCUGGCCCGGCGCUCGCACUCGGCGCUGCUCGCGGCGCUCACGGUGCUGCUGCUGCAGACGCUGGUUGUGUGGAAUUUCAGCAGCCUCGACUCCGGGGCCGGGGAGCGCCGCGGGGGCGCAGCGGCCGGCGGCGUGGAGCAACCGCCCCCGGCCCCGCGCCGGGAGCGCCGGGACCUGCCAGCCGGGCCGGCUGCAGCCCGAGGCGGCGGCGGCGGAGGACGGGGGGCCCCGGCGCGGGCGCGGGGAGGCGGCCCCGGAGAACCCCGGGCGCAGCAGCCGGCCAGCCGGGGGGCACUGCCCGCGCGGGCGCUGGACCCUCAUCCAAGUCCACCGAUCACCCUGGAGACCCAGGAUGGCUACUUUUCUCACCGUCCAAAAGAGAAAGUGCGGACAGACAGCAACAACGAGAACUCAGUCCCCAAAGACUUUGAGAAUGUGGACAACAGCAACUUCGCACCCAGAACUCAGAAGCAAAAGCACCAGCCUGAGUUGGCAAAGAAGGCCCCGAGUAGACAGAAGGAGCUUUUGAAAAGGAAGCUGGAGCAGGAGGAGAAGGGGAAGGGACAUUCGUUCCCAGGCAAAGGCACCAACGAGGUGCUGCCUCCUGGGGAGAAAGCCACGGUGAACAGUAGCCGUGCGAAGGAUGCCCCAGGACAGCCCCACACCAGGAAAAGCGGGGGCAGCUCCCCUGAGCUGAAGCAAGACCAGCCGCCCAAGUGCGACAUCUCGGGCAAAGAGGCCAUCUCCGCACUGUCCCGCUCCAAGUCCAAACACUGCCGCCAGGAGAUCGGGGAGACCUACUGUCGCCACAAGCUAGGGCUGCUGAUGCCCAAGAAGGUGACACGAUUCUGCCCCCUGGAAGGCAAAGCCAACAAGAACGUGCAGUGGGACGAGGACUCGGUGGAAUAUAUGCUCGCCAACCCCGUCCGAAUCGCCUUCGUGCUGGUGGUCCACGGCCGCGCCUCUCGGCAGCUGCAGCGCAUGUUCAAGGCCAUUUACCACAAAGACCACUUCUACUACAUCCACGUGGACAAGCGCUCGAAUUACUUGCAUCGGCAAGUGCUGCAGUUCGCCGGACAGUACGGCAACGUUCGUGUCACGCCCUGGAGGAUGGCCACCAUCUGGGGGGGCGCCAGCCUCCUGUCCACGUACCUGCAGAGCAUGCGGGACCUCCUGGAGAUGACCGACUGGCCCUGGGACUUCUUCAUCAACCUCAGCGCCGCCGACUACCCCAUCAGGACAAAUGACCAGCUGGUGGCAUUUCUCUCCCGGUACCGAGAUAUGAAUUUCCUGAAGUCACACGGCCGGGACAACGCAAGGUUCAUCCGAAAGCAGGGUCUGGACCGGCUCUUCCUGGAGUGUGACGCCCACAUGUGGCGCCUGGGGGACCGGCGAAUCCCGGAGGGCAUUGCUGUGGAUGGAGGCUCCGAUUGGUUCCUGCUGAACCGGAAGUUUGUGGAGUACGUGACCUUCUCCACAGAUGAUCUGGUGACCAAGAUGAAGCAGUUUUACUCCUACACCCUGCUUCCUGCUGAGUCCUUCUUCCACACGGUGCUGGAGAACAGCCCCCACUGCGACACCAUGGUGGACAACAACCUGCGCAUCACCAACUGGAACCGGAAGCUGGGCUGCAAGUGCCAGUACAAGCACAUCGUGGACUGGUGCGGCUGCUCGCCCAACGACUUCAAGCCGCAGGACUUCCACCGCUUCCAGCAGACGGCCAGGCCGACCUUCUUUGCCCGAAAAUUUGAAGCCGUGGUGAAUCAGGAAAUCAUCGGGCAGCUGGACUAUUACCUGUACGGGAACUACCCCGCGGGCACCCCAGGCCUCCGCUCCUACUGGGAGAACGUGUACGACGAGCCGGACGGCGCCCACAGCCUGAGCGACGUGGCGCUUACCUUGUAUCACGCCUUCGCCCGCCUGGGCCUCCGACGGGCCGAGUCGUCGCUGCACGUGGAGGGGGAGAACAGCUGCCGGUACUACCCAAUGGGCCACCCAGCGUCCGUCCACCUCUACUUCCUUGCGGACCGCUUCCAGGGCUUUCUGAUCAAGCAUCACGCUACCAAUCUGGCUGUGAGCAAACUGGAGACCCUGGAGACGUGGGUGAUGCCGAAGAAGGUCUUCAAGAUCGCAAGCCCGCCCAGCGACUUUGGGAGACUCCAGUUUUCCGAGGUCGGCACUGACUGGGAUGCCAAGGAGCGGCUCUUCCGCAACUUUGGGGGUCUCCUGGGGCCCAUGGACGAGCCCGUAGGCAUGCAGAAAUGGGGGAAGGGCCCCAACGUCACAGUGACUGUCAUCUGGGUGGACCCCGUCAACAUCAUCGCAGCCACCUAUGACAUCCUGAUUGAAUCCACUGCCGAGUUCACCCACUACAAGCCCCCUUUGAACUUGCCCCUGAGGCCUGGGGUCUGGACAGUGAAAAUUCUUCACCACUGGGUGCCAGUCGCAGAGACCAAAUUCCUCGUUGCUCCGCUGACCUUCUCCAACAGGCAGCCUAUCAGACCAGAGGAGGCGUUGAAGCUGCACAACGGCCCCCCGCGCAGCGCCUACAUGGAGCAGAGCUUCCAGAGCCUGAACCCCGUCCUCAGCCUGCCCAUCAGCCCGGCCCAGGUGGAGCAGGCCCGGAGGAACGCGGCCUCCACGGGCGCGGGACUGGAACGCUGGCUGGACUCGCUGGUGGGGGGCAUGUGGACCGCCAUGGACGUCUGCGCCGCGGGCCCCACAGCCUGCCCCGUCCUGCAGCCCUGCAGCCAGACCGCCUGGAGCUCCUCCAGCCCCGACCCCAAGUCCGAGCUGGGGGCUGUCAAACCUGAUGGCCGGCUCAGGUAGCACCAGGCGCGUGCGGGCCCCAGUGGAUGUCAGAGGGAAAGCAGCCCAAGGGCUGGCGGCGCCCGGCCCCUGCUGCCCCUGCUGCCGGGAUGCCUUUUGUGUGAGGGGCUCUCCCGGCUACAGAACGAUGGACAGGAAGGUGCAGAGGUCAAGGCAGCUCCUGCCAACGACCUGCCCGUCCCCCCCCAAGGCUCUGGGGGGAAGGAGUGCGCAGCCCCGGGGCCGUCUUACCUCUUCUGGUUGGCCCUCGAAGCCUCCAGGUUCCUUGUCCUCCACCGCGGUGAUGCAAUCCCCCCAGUCAAGUGAUUCUCCAACUUUUCUUUUGAGCAGAAUUCUGUUUACGAAGCGCAGUUGGAGGUAGAAGUUCAAGGUGUGGCUGACAUCCGGGCUGCUCGGGUUGAAGCUGGGGAGGGUGAAGUUCUUUGUCAAAGCUUAGCCCACCAGGCGGUCCCUUUGCCCAGGGCGCCUCCCGAGUCUCCUCCCGAACCCAAGGGCUCCACAGAACCCCCUGGAAGAGCACUGCCCAGACCCUGGGCAUGACCUCCAGCCCUGCCCUAGGGCUCCUCUUCCCACCCCUGGAGGGGAAGGGCACGGGGUGAGCCAUCCACCAGCCCUUGUCCGACAAGUCGGCCUCCUUACUAGCUAGAUAAGCAGGAGAGCUUUUUGAUGGGACAUGGCCAAGGUUCCCCGCAGUCUGCGUUCCAGGCCAGCCUCGCUCCCAGACUGCCCCACAAGGCUACAGAAAGGCAAUGAGGCUCAGGUAUCUGAGCAUCCGUGCAGGGGCUGGGAGACCAAGACCCUGACCUCGUGGGUCUUGGACAAGGAGAACUCUGGGGCCCGUGGCCAUGAAACUCAGAUGGUUGGGACCCAACUCCUGAGCCGAAUAGCCUAGCAAUACCCGUUCCAGCCUGAGGCCUUCCGCAUGGAGGGGAAGCCCACCCAACCUUGGGAAUGCCCCACCCCCACCCCCAUUCCAGGGCGGGGGUUGGGGAGGGACCAGGCUUCUCGCCUCCAGGACAGGCAUUUCAGAUCUGGUGUUCAAAUUCACGCCCUUCCUUCUCGGAGGUGCCAGUGGGCCCCUCUGCUGUGCAGCGGGAAAGCUGGAAGCUUGCGCAUCCGAUCGGCUCAAACCUCAACAACAGCGUUCUUCCAAGUACUUGAGUUGCCAGAUCCCUGCACCAUGACCUUGCUGUGUGCCUCAGAGGGCCAGCCCCGCUCCGCUGGAGAACCCAACCUGAGGCCCCUUCCUUCUCCGAUUCCAGCCCCCACUCCCCCCAGGAGAGGCUUUCCUUGGCCAAGACCGACCCCAGCUGCCAACUGUUCUGCCCCGGGGAGCCCGUCCUCGUGUUUCCGGGCAGCGCGGGUAUGAAGGUACCACAGCACCCCCACCCCCGACCCCCACCCUGCGCUCACCCCAGAGCCCCUGCCCUGCCUGCCCACAUGUCCUGUGGGCCAUGGAGGGGCUGGAGGAGGGACACUUUCGGUAUUUAUUAUUUAUGUUUUAGUCAAUGACUAAUGAGUAGGUGCUGCUUUUGCAGCUGAUCAGUUACGUCUCUUACUAACUGAAGCUGCCUUCAUUCACGAAAGGCCCCACCUUCCUCGCCCUCCCUGCCUCCCUCUCCUUCCCCAGUGUCUGUCUCUCCUGUCUGCUCUGCAUUCUUCAUGCCCUCAGAGGAAAGCAGGGGUGUCGGACAUCACGAGGAGAAUGCUUGCACCAGCAUCUGCUGGCCGAAAGCGGGGUCCCGCUGGGGACCCCGGAGCCUUACCUUUUGCUCAGGCAGGGUGGGAGCCUUGGCAGGUCCUUCGGUCCUGGGAGGGUUGGAAUUCCUGAGCCAUUCCCGCUGCCCACUGCAGAGCCUGCCUCGGAACCUGGGAGGCAGAGAGCACCACUGCAGCAGGAGGGGGCGUGGUCAGAUGGAGCCCAGAGCUACCCAUGUCACAGGGGUGCCGGGGACCUCAGGGGCGCUUGCCGAGAAAGGGCGGAUCAUCGCUCAAUGAACGUGCGAACUCUAGGUGCCCAGAGGCCUGGGCCGCCACCUCCUGCCCCAGCCCACCCAGGGAGCCUUCCUCAUCACCCUCCUCGCCAGGAGUCCCGUGGUUUCCACGGUGUCCUGUGCAGGGCUCAGGCCUGGGUCCGGUGUGCCUGCAGACCCCUCCCUGGGGCCCACCUGCACCCACCGGCAUGGCCCACCCUCUCCCCCCCAGAACCAGCAGAGAAGGUCUACUCCUGGCAGCAUCCCCACCGGCCCCCCUCGGCUCACGGCAAGGAGGUCAGCCAGUCCUACCCAGUGUUUUUUUAAAGACUUCUGUCUUCAGACCAGGGAAUAAUUUUACUAUUAAAAAAAAAAAAAAAAUUCCAAACAAAGGCCAGGAGGAUUGGCAAGAAGGUGAGGUUUUCCCCGGGGCACAUUAACAGCUGCGCCGCAUCUGCCUGAGAGGGAGGGCGUCCUGAAAGGCCGCUGGGUCAGGCAGCCGGGAGCUUGGGCGGCUGGACCCAAGCACAGGAGACAAACCCUAGUGACAGCCUGAUGUCUGGCCCUGGCUCACCGACCGGGUGCCUGGGGGCAGCCUGGGUAGAAGGAAACAUUCAGGAGGCUGUGGCACCACUGUGAUGUCCCAGCCGGCCCGUCCAGGGACGCUCGGGGGGCAGCCUGUCUGCCUGAGUCCCAUGGCCCAGGUCAGCACAAGCAGUCUCCCUCGAGGACACGAGCAGCGCCCAGACCCCAUGUUUAAGGAGGAGGCCCUUUCCUCGCUUUGGAAAAAGACCUUUCUGGUCAGAUCACGAGCCCUCCCAGCUUCGUUUCCCCCUUGCUAGUUUAACUUCUCAGAGGCCACUGCACUCAGGACGAUCAAGACCCCACACGCCCCCAUAAAGCAGCUGCAUGUCCUGAGCACGUCCUCGGUUGGGCGGACAGGCUUCCUCCUGGCUCCGGUGUACAGGGACAAGGAGGACACGGGCUGGAACCUCCAUCUCUUUGCCAGGGAGGUGCCCAGUAGAGAGAAGGAGCUGCGGGAGGGAGGGCUUUCCUCAAGACGGUCCACACCGCCGAGCCCACCGGGGACUCCGGGCACAAGCACUCAAGGGGGGCGGGCACACUAGGCACAGCUGUUGGCCGGGCCCUGCCAGGUCAAAGCCCCCCUCUAGGGUGGGAGUAGCCAACACUAAUGUGCUUGGCGUGACACAGGAGGGAGUGGUGGGGUGCGCGGCCUCCGAAGACGGCGUCUCGGCUGCCCGUGAGCCUGCAGAAUCUUCCUAUUUGGUAAAGGAAGCCAGAGAUGCAGAUUUCCGUAGGAAAUCUGACUAUUAAGUGGCAGCAGUGGUGGUGGUUUGGUUUGGUUUGGUUUGAUGGGGGUUUUUUUGGUUCUGAGUGUGGCCAAGAGCAAUUCCACAGUUCAUCCAUCCUGUGUACGGCCAGCCGCCCCUGCUCGCAGGAGAUGGUUUACCAAGAGGUCAGGCGCUGAUGGAGGAAAUGAGCCACCACUAGGAAGGGGCAAAAACUCCAGCUCUUUUCACGGAUCAUGCGGAAGCGAGAACAGGAACCUCCUACCUGUCAUUCCACCCGGGAGACAAGGUCCCACGGAGAGGUGUCCCGGGAGAACUGGCUUGGAAAUUGGUCCUGGUCCCAAGAUGGUGCUUAAAAAAAAGAAGAAAAAGAAUUUGGAGACGCAUCCUAAGGAAGCCCACACCUUCCAGAAUUCCCGUGGGCCGGGGGAGGUGAGGAGGCCGGGGAGGGGGAGGUGAGGAGGCCGGGGAGGGGGGGGUGUAUCCACAGCCCCGCCUCCCUCCAAGUCCCAGGUCUGAGCCGCCAUCCUGGCACCCGUUUGGGACGCCGUGUCCGAGCUGUGCUGGCCCCGGACGCCCUCCUCCGCUCGGGCACCUUACUCUGCCCGUGGGUCUCACACAGGCGCUACCUCAUCGUGUCUGCUGAGAAGUUUACCUGGGGUGGGGGGAUAAUUACGUGUCCCAAACGUGCUGGCUUGAACACACAAUCUAUGCAAAUUUCUCUCCCUCUGUUUCCCUCUCUGUGUCGGUUUCUCUCUCUCUCUCUCUGAAGUUUGUUUGGUUCUUUUUCUGUUUCGGGUUACCUGGCAAACCAGAUACUGUCCAGACCCCGCUUAGGACCAGGGAGGGCUUUCAUGCGCCGCCUGUGUCUGCCCCUCACACGGUCUUUGGUUCUGUCCUCCCCAAGCCCCACGCAGGGAAGAAGCCGCCCUCUGUGCCCCACCCCUCCCUCCGGCCAGGAACAUUCCCCCUGCCUCUGCCCGCAGACCCCAGGAGAGCAGGUUCUGCCUCCCCGCGCCCCACCUCUGCAACAUCCCUCAUUCCACUCCCACCCGCUUCGCCUCCCCUGCUCCCCCCGACCCCCAAAAGCCUUAUUAGGUUUCUCCUUUUUGAAAUGUGGCCUUAACAUUAUUUUUGGAAAGUGUCUGCCCUCUCCCUCCGACUUCCACCGACAUCCUGGAAGAGAGAGCAUCCUGGCGCUCUCACGGCAACCUCCACCGCCAGGGGCUGCCCCUCUGUAGGCUGCAGACGCUACAGAAAUGGCUUCUACGUGUCGUCUUUUAAAAAAAACAUACCCUCCUGUCGUUCCUCUGGGUAAGACGAAGGCUGGGGUGUUCCCGCCGGGCCAGCGGGUACAGCACACUGUCGCGCACACUGCCCAGGCCCCGGGUGGCUUCCGUCCCCGCGCGGGGUGAGCACCUGCGCUUCUGUCCUCUUGCCUCCCCUCCCAGGCUUGGGGACUUGAGGGACUUCGUCCAGGGGUAAAUCAGGAGAGUUUCUCUACUUCCCUCUCCGUCCUUCCUGCCUGGAAAGGGAGAGCGUUCCAUAUUCCCAGCGGAUGGGUCCUGUUCUCAGAGGGAUCACACUCCCGAGGUCCGUCGCUCCAGGUCCCGCCGGAGGCCAAAGACAACUCCCCAGGGUUUCCGCAGGAAAUUCACUGGAAUUGAGCGCAACUGUCCUUAGAGUCCUUUCUCUGUCGUCUUUUUCGUUUUUAAUAUUAUGUUGUCAGUAGUGUUCGUUUUGGGUAUUUUUAGAGGCCUCACAAUAAGUUAUUACUGUCCCAUUUUUUUUCAAAGACAUGUGGUGAUAUAGUUUUUAAAAAUAACUAUUUUGUUAUAGAUCAUGAUAUGCAUAAAACUGUACAGAACUAUUUUGUAAUGUAUUGAUUUAAAAAAAUCUGUAAAUAAAGUUUAAAAAAAGAGAAUUCCAAUGGCACACACUGGAAGAUGUAGAUAUUUUGCUAUUUAUUUAAAGGAGUAUUUUAAAAGAGAUUGAACUAUCUGAAAUUGACUAGUCAUCAAAAUUUCAGUCCUACGAACGCUUUCCCUCGAGGCAGACUGUGUCUCUCGAAAGCGAUUGCACUAGCCGCCCAUUUUUGCACCUUUUCUGUAUCUUCAUUUAGCAGAAAAACAACAAAAUUGUGCCUUAGCUGUAUUUUUUUUGUCUAGGGGAGUUUGUCUGACAAAGCAAAAUUUUUUGCAGAAAACAGUGGAUGUAUUAAAUCCUGUAUCAUACCAAAAACACUGCAGGUGUAUAGCGAUGCUUUCUGUCAUACUGUGUUUUCAGAUGCAGAAUUUUAAAAUUAAAAAAAAAAUACUGUCUUUAUGGAA